This is a messenger RNA of Saprolegnia parasitica CBS 223.65, 1479 nucleotides long. RefSeq lists its product as hypothetical. Gene Ontology annotation, cellular component: proton-transporting V-type ATPase, V0 domain; vacuolar proton-transporting V-type ATPase complex. The record is from RefSeq and is a predicted model, not a curated record. Lineage: Eukaryota; Oomycota; Saprolegniomycetes; Saprolegniales; Saprolegniaceae. Gene Ontology annotation, biological process: vacuolar acidification; proton transmembrane transport. The annotation marks the transcript as partial. The transcript has a single exon. Gene Ontology annotation, molecular function: ATPase binding; proton-transporting ATPase activity, rotational mechanism.
AUGAAGUGGCUACGCUCUGAAGCGAUGGAGUACGUGUCGCUGAUCAUCCACGAAGACGCGGCCCAUGACUGCAUCACGAUGCUUGGUGACCUCGGUGUCGUCGAGUUCACGGACCUCAACCCGGAGCUCACGCCAUUUCAGCGUCGGUACGCCUCGUACAUCCAGCGAUGCAACGAGAUGGACCGCAAGCUUCGCUGCUUCAUGCUCGAGAUGACUAAGUUCAAGAUCUCGGCCAAGAGCGCAGACAGCGUCGACUCGGGCUCACCUGAUGUGUGCUGCGGCAGUCCAGACACGACGGUACGGGCUCUCAACAGUAUCGAGCGCAUCCUCGAGGACAAGGAACAAGAGCUCCUCCAGCUCAACUCGAUGCACGAAAAGCUCACGCGCGAGUACAACGAGCGCAAGGAGCUUCAGGAGAUCAUGUCGCGCAUCGGCGGGCUCGUCGAGACUGAGACCUCGGACGCGAUGCGCGUCAGCUCGCGCAUGGGUAGCAGCAUGACCACUAGUGUCGGCUCGCCGAUGGACGCGUCCGAGUCGGACUUGGCCAUCCGCUUCAAGAACAUCACGGGCGUCGUACCCGCGGACGAGCGCCUCAAGUUUGAGCGUAUGGUGUUCCGUGCGACGCGCGGCAACUGCUUCAUGCGCUUCUCGGCCAUUGACGAGCUCCUCGCCGACCCGGGCACUGGCGUCGCGGUCGAGAAGCACGCGUUUGUGAUCUUUUUCCAGUCGCAGUUUAUCGAGACAAAGCUCCGCAAGCUCUGCGACGCGUUCCACGCCCGUCUGUACACGCUGCCGUCGAUGGACGACCGCACCGCGAUCGCCAACUUGAUCCAGAACAACAACGCGGAGCUCAACCAGAGCUCGCACAUUCUGCGCCGCAACCGCGAGUCGUGCGUACGUCUCUGCCGCGAGCUCGCCGAGCACCACGAGUCGUGGAAGUGGUCGGUGCUCCAGGAGAAGGCCACGUACCACACGCUCAACACGUUCAAGGCGGACGUGAGCGGCAUGCUCCGCGGCGAAGGCUGGGUCGUCAAGGAAGCUUUGGAUCAGGUCCGCCGCGCCGUGGACCGCGCCCACAACGCCAAUGACAAGUCGAUGCCGUCGCUUGUCGACUCGGUGCCCAAGCCGUGGCCGGUCGCGCCGACGUACUUUCAAACCAACAAGUUUACGUCGGCGUUCCAGUCGUUCGUCGAUACGUACGGUGUGCCCCGGUACGGCGAGAUCAACCCCGCGGUCUUCACGGCCGUCUCGUUCCCGUUCCUCUUUGGCGUCAUGUACGGCGGCAUUGGCCACGGCUUUUGUAUCUUCCUCUUUGGCCUGUACAUGAUUGCGACCGAGAAGAUCCUCGAGCGCGGCAAGGUCGGCGAGAUGACGGCGCAGAUCUAUGGCGGUCGCUACAUGAUUACGCUCAUGGGCGUCUUUGCCAUGUACGCGGGCUUUGUCUACAACGAUUUCUUCUCGCUGCCACUCAACCUCUUG